This is a messenger RNA of Ectocarpus siliculosus, 2160 nucleotides long. NCBI's taxonomy places the organism in Eukaryota, Phaeophyceae, Ectocarpales, Ectocarpaceae. The record is from the annotation of a GenBank genome assembly.
AUGGACAACGCCGGCAUUGACAAGGAGAUGGAAGAGAGCUGGCGGGAUGUGGACCCAGCAGGGGAUGUCCAACGGGGCGGCGCAACACAACAAGGGAGCAGCGUGCUUAACACGGGUCGCGAGGCGUACCUCCGCACGAAGCAGAUGCUCGACGAGGCCUCCGCGGUGAGCAACACGCUAUUCCUAGACGAAGUCGACAUGUCCCGCCGGUACCAGCGGGCCUACGAGCGCGAGGAUGCCUUGGACGCCGCUGCCGCCGCCGCCGCCGCUGGCGGUAGCGGCGCGGGCGGUAUGCCCGGCGCAAACAGCAGCAGCGGGUCGGGUUUCUUCAACGAGGGCUCGCUGUUCUUUGCUCCCGCUGGCGGCGACGGUAGGGGUUCUUCCUCAGGAGGGGGAGGGGGUGUGUUGGCGGCCGUGGCGGCGGGCAGGAGUGCGCCGCCGGCGGCGGCGGAGAUCCGCCCAGAGGAGAAGCAGUUUUGCGAGGCGUUCCUGGAGCUGCAGGCCUUGCUGAACCGCCUGCCACCGGGGGCGCGUGCGCGGCCGGAACAGAUCAGCGACAUCCUCCAGGACAUGUACGGCUUCGCGGAAGGGGCGGAGGCGGCGGCGUCAGACACCGCCGACCGGCUGCGCGAGCUGCGGGGAAGCGGUGCCCCAGCAGUUGCGGUGGCGGCGGCGGCGGCCCACGAGCUCUCCCUGGAGAAGGACACGUGGGCCCUGCUGCUGAUCAUGAACGGCGUGGAUAAGGAGGACGAGGACAUUUUGGAGGGCAUUCGGCAGCGGGAGGAAGAGGGAGGAGAUGCCAAUGAUCGCAGCGGCGCCCCGCGGGGCCCCAACGCCUCCGACGAAGCGGUGUUGGUCUCGAUGCGCGCCCGGGACGCGGAGUUCCGACGUACAGAGGCAGUGGUGGAGUGGCUGCAGGGGGCCACGCACACGCGACUGAAUGCGCUCGGCCUAGGGGGGGGGGAGGGCGAAGGCCACCUGGGCUGGAGCGACACCCUGGAGUCGUUAGCGGUAGGCGGGGGGCAGAAGAGCGAGGUGGCGCAGAUGCACCCGGACGCCAACCUUCGUAGCGUGAGCCGGGGGGGCUUGAAGGUCAUGCGGCUCGUGGGCCAGGAUGACCUUGACGAGGAAAACCUGCUGCGGUCGGCGUGGGCGCUGGUGCGGGCGGGUAGGCUAAGCGCGGCGAAGCGGCUGUGCGAGAGGCGGGGGCAGCCUUGGCGUGCGGCGGCGAUGGCCGGCGGCGGCGUGGUCGGGACCCGUGUGAUGGAGGGGGAGGAGGAGAGAGAGCUGGAGGAGAUCGAGGCGGGAUAUGGGGCUCUGUAUUCCCCGGGGCAGGGGCUGUGGCAGGAGAUGUGCUGGCAGCUGAGCGUGUCCCUCGAGAGGGGCGCGGACAGCUCGGAGGGGCCGGCGAGGUCGGUGGCGAAGCACGAGGCUGCGCUGUUCGCGCACCUGGCCGGAAAUUCGGAGCUGCUGCUGGAGUCAGACUUGACCCAGUCCUGGCAAGACCAGGCCUGGGUGCGAUUCUCGGCGCUUCUUCAUCUCAAGGUGCUAGACGAGCGCAUCCAGCACCGACGGGUGCAGGCGGCGCGUAGUGCGCUUUACCCCGGGGUCUCAUCGCUGAGGACCGACGAGCAUCUUCUGGAGCAGAUGACGCGGUCAGGACCGCCCACGAGCCACGGUGCGAUCUUCGAGGUGCUAGACGAUAACUCCAGGGGCAGAGUGCGUGCGGAGGGAAAGGGGGUUUACCGGCAGGCCCAGCAAGCAUUAGUUCUCGGAGGCGGAGACAUCCCGCUCUUCCUCAGGAACAUCCUGUGGCGUGUUGCCGCCGGAGGCGCCGAGAGCGCCGACGGUGACAGCGGCGCCGAGGAGGGGAGAGGGGUCGACGACGGUUUUUCGGGGUCCCCGCGGGCGGAAGACAUGCUGCUGCGGUCCCCCCAGCUGCUGCGGUUCGCGGCGCACCUGGCGCUGGUGCUGGCGGCGCAGUGCCCGUACCUGACGACGAUGGAGGAAGGCACGCUAGAGGCGGUGGAGGACGUGGUGCACGCGUACGCCCAGCACUUGGCCAAGGCCCAGCAGGUAUUCCCGGGAUGGUUUCGCGCAGCAGUCUGCAGGCUUCUCGAAGUAUGCAAGCAUGUUAGGCUGGGUAUGCGAGGGGUUUAA